Messenger RNA from Varanus komodoensis (Komodo dragon), 2385 nucleotides. It is a transcript of the gene MGAT5B, whose product is annotated as alpha-1,6-mannosylglycoprotein 6-beta-N-acetylglucosaminyltransferase B. The transcript is spliced from 18 exons. Lineage: Eukaryota; Metazoa; Chordata; Lepidosauria; Squamata; Varanidae. The coding region runs from base 1 to 2385 and encodes 794 amino acids. The record is from RefSeq and is a predicted model, not a curated record. Gene Ontology annotation, molecular function: alpha-1,6-mannosylglycoprotein 6-beta-N-acetylglucosaminyltransferase activity. Gene Ontology annotation, biological process: protein N-linked glycosylation. Gene Ontology annotation, cellular component: Golgi apparatus.
AUGAUUACAGUGAAUUCAGAUGGGAAAAUAAUGGUCAGAAGAUGUCUCGUCACCUUGAGGCCUUUUAGGAUAUUCGUGGUAGGAAUUGGAUUUUUCACUCUCUGCUUCUUAAUGACAUCUCUGGGAGGUCAGUUCUCAGCCAAAAGACUGGGAGACUCUCCGUUCACCAUCAGGACUGAAGUGAUGGGUGCCCUGGAGUCCAGAGGGGUGCUGAGGAAAAUGAGUGAUAUGCUGGAGGUGAUGGUGAAGAGGAUGGAUGUGCUAGCCAGGCUGGAAAAUAGCACGGACUUCAGGAAAGGGGAAGAGGUGCAUUUCCCUACGGACAGGUUAGUACCAGCAGUUGGCUUGAUGGAGAGGAUCCAAGCAAUUGCUCAGAAUGUCUCAGACAUUGCAAUGAAGGUGGAUCAGAUUCUGCGCAACAGCCUCCUAAAUGGGAAACCAGCAGAAGGCAGACGAGACCAGUGUGAGGUGCCCAGGGACCCGAAGUACCCUGAUUGUUCUGGAAAAGUGGAGUGGAUGAGGGCCAGGUGGACGUCAGACCCCUGCUAUGCAUUUUUCGGUGUGGAUGGCACAGAAUGCUCAUUCCUCAUCUACCUCAGCGAAGUAGAGUGGUUUUGUCCUGUGCUGUCUUGGCGGAAUCAGACAGCAGCUACGCCUUCUACAAAGUCACCUCCUAGGGUGCAGGCAGCUUUUCAGAGAGACUUCUCCUACCUCCUGGAGCUGAUUGGCAGUGGCAAAGAGUCUUUGAUCUUCAUGAAGAAAAGGAUCCGGCAUUUGGCCACGCAGUGGCUGAGAGCCUCACAUAAACUGGAACAGAAGCUGGAGGGCAAACAGAGAGAUCAGAAGCAGAUAUUGAUCCACAUUGGCUUCUUGACAGAAGAAUCUGGAGAUGUUUUCAGCCCCCGUGUGUUAAAGGGGGGCCCACUUGGGGAGAUGGUCCAAUGGGCAGAUAUUUUAGCUGUCCUUUUCAUUCUGGGCCAUAGCCUGAAAAUCACAGUCUCUUUGAAAGAGCUCCAGAGUAACUUAGGAGUACCUCCUGGCCGGGGCAAUUGCCCCUUGACGGUCCCUUUGCCUUUUGACCUCAUUUAUACGGACUACCACGGGCUGCAGCAAAUGAAGCAACACAUGGGUCUCUCCUUUAAAAAAUACAGGUGCCGUGUGCGAGUAAUUGACACUUUUGGAACGGAGCCUGCAUACAAUCACGAGGAAUACGCCACCCUGCAUGGGUACCGGACAAACUGGGGCUACUGGAACCUGAAUCCCAAGCAGUUCAUGACAAUGUUUCCUCAUACACCUGACAAUUCCUUCAUGGGUUUUGUGUCUGAGGAGCUCAAUGAGACUGAAAAGCAACUGAUUAAAUCCAACAAAGCUAACAACAUGGCGGUGGUUUAUGGAAAAGAAGCCAGCAUCUGGAAGUUGCAGGGCAAAGAGAAGUUUCUGGCUAUCCUGAACAAGUACAUGGAGAUCCAUGGUACGGUUUACUAUGAAACCCAGCGUCCACCUGAGGUCCCAGCUUUUGUGAAGAACCAUGGCCUUCUGCCGCAACAUGAAUUCCAGCAACUGCUGAGAAAAGCCAAGCUCUUCAUCGGAUUCGGCUUCCCCUAUGAAGGCCCUGCCCCUUUGGAAGCGAUAGCCAAUGGGUGCGCCUUCCUGCAGGCUCGUUUCAAUCCAGCCCACAGCUCACUCAAUCAUGAGUUCUUCAGAGGAAAACCCACAUCGAGAGAAGUUUCCUCCCAGCACCCUUAUGCAGAGGAUUUCAUUGGGAAACCCCACGUGUGGACAGUGGACUAUAAUAAUUCAGAAGAAUUUGAAUCUGCUAUCAAAGCCAUUAUGAGGACCAAGGUUGAUCCUUACCUGCCCUAUGAGUACACAUCUGAAGGAAUGCUGGAACGAAUUCAUGCCUACAUUCAGUACCAGGACUUCUGUACCUUACCUGCUCUGCCAGAGAAGCCCAAGGGCCACACUAUGCAAAGCUCUACAAGCCCAUUCAGCCUGCAGCCCAACGCCACUUACCUCGCAUGGUCUCUCAACUCCAGCAGCAGCCCCCCCGUUUGGCCCCCAGUAAACUCCAUGCAGGUGUGGAUCUCAGACACGGGGCAGGCAUGCACCAGUGCCUGUCAGCAGCAUGGCUUGGUCUGCGAGCCAGAGUUUUUCAAGUUCAUCAACAGGAAAGAGGUGUUUCAGCAACUCAACAUUGUCUGCGACAGCACCGAGUCCGAGAUGAAUCACCUCUACCCGGCCGUGGCUGAAAACGUCCGGGAGUGCUAUCUCCAGAAGGAGCCCCUCUUGUUCAGCUGCGCAGGCUGCAAUACCAAGUAUCAGCGCCUUUGCCCGUGUCGCGAUUACCGGAAAGGACAAGUGGCCCUCUGCAGGGACUGUUUGUGA